UCAAUCAGUAAAAUUGGUCCUCAGAGAUCUUCAAGAACAAUCCAAAAGUUGAAGCUAUUGCCCGAUGCUUCCACAAAAUUUCUACCUACCAAGGCCAGCAGUGCUGAUAAUACUAGACUGAUUAAAGCCGAAAUCAUCCAUCCUGAUCUUAAUCUUCAAGACCCUAAUGCAAUUGAUGAUAACGACGAUACCAUUUAUUCCCAAACGACCAAAACUAAAGAGUCGAUUGCAAGAAAAGAUGCUAAAAAGUUGGGCAAGUCAAAAAGAAAUUUUUUACCAAGAGUUACCACUUAUUGCACUUCCAACUCAAUCAAAUUAUUCAACCUUUAUGAUUAUUUAAAUGAUCACAAAAUUAAAUCCCAAUUUAGAACUUCUCCCAAAUUAAUUAAUGAAUGUCUAUAUACUCAUUUCAACUUAUCUCUAUCAAAUAAUAAAAAUUCUAAUUCUAAUCUCAACACUAACACUAACACUAACACUAAUUAUUCUUCUUCUACCUUUGCCAAUGACGAAAAUAACGAAAUCGAUGAAUACAACAACAACAGCACCAAUAACAAAUACAUUCCCUCAAACAAUGCAAACAAUUCAAUAAUACAAAACUUCAAACUAGAUAACCAGGGUGGGGACAUCAAUUUAUCACAUUCAACUUACUUGAAAAAACUAUUCAUCUUUGAAUAUGGUGUAAUAGUAUUUUGGGGUUAUACUAAAAAAGAAGAACUCUUUUUCUUAAACACAUUUUUAUCCAAUUUCGAAGUUGAAAAAUUGCCUUCUAAUAAUAUUCAAAUUGAGGAAUUCAACUAUUAUAUAACUGACUCUUAUCAACCAAGAAUAUAUAACGACUUCAUCUCUUUAAAUUCAAAUAAAAAUCAACUUUAUUUAACCAUUCUACCAAUUUCCUUUGCCAUUUCUCAAUCUGUCAAAAUCUCCUUGUUUGAAUCUUUAUUAGAUUUAACCAUCCAACAAACUCAAAACAUUCCUAAUGAAAUUGCUAAAAAUGGUUACUUGAAAAAAAAAAAUUUUAUGUCAAAAAAUGAUAUCAUGAAAAAAAUUGGUGAAUUGUUCAUUUUAAGAAUAAAUAUUAAUUUACAUGGAGCUGUUUUAGAUAACCCUGAAAUAAUGUGGACAAAACCUCAAUUGGACCCAAUUUAUCAAGCUACAAGAGGCUACUUGGAAAUUAAUCAAAGAGUCAAUCUUUUAAAUCAAAGAUUGGAAGUUAUUAAUGAUUUGUUACAAAUGUUAAAAGAACAAUUAAGCCAUUCUCAUGAAGAAUACCUAGAAUUAAUUGUUAUUGCUUUAAUCGCUGUAGAAGUCUUAGUAUCUCUAGUGAAUAUUAUUGUCGAUCUAAUUGCAAAU
Ascoidea rubescens DSM 1968 is the source of this 1350-nucleotide messenger RNA. RefSeq names its product Rmd1p (gene RMD1). The record is from RefSeq and is a predicted model, not a curated record. NCBI's taxonomy places the organism in Eukaryota, Fungi, Ascomycota, Saccharomycetes, Ascoideales, Ascoideaceae. The annotation marks the transcript as partial. The transcript has 2 exons.